GCGCGGUUAGACUGUGCGGAAAGCAGCCGGGAGGCCGCCGCCCGCAACCCCAGACGCUCCGGCGCCGGGACACAGCACCCUGUGCACCACCUCUCGGCUGUGCCCCCACCCGUUCGACAAGAUGUCUGUGAAGGAAGGCGCACAGCGCAAAUGGGCGGCGCUGAAGGAGAAGCUGGGGCCACAGGACUCAGACCCCACAGAGGCCAACCUGGAGAGUGCUGAGCCCGAGUUGUGCAUCCGGCUGCUGCAGAUGCCCUCGGUGGUCAACUACUCGGGCCUGCGCAAACGCCUGGAGAGCAGCGAUGGCGGCUGGAUGGUGCAGUUCCUGGAGCAGAGCGGCCUGGACCUGCUGCUGGAGGCUCUGGCACGGCUGUCAGGGCGUGGUGUGGCCCGCAUCUCGGAUGCCCUGCUGCAGCUCACCUGCAUCAGCUGUGUGCGUGCGGUCAUGAAUUCACAGCAGGGCAUCGAAUACAUCCUCAGCAACCAGGGUUAUGUGCGCCAGCUAUCCCAGGCCCUGGACACCUCCAACGUAAUGGUCAAGAAGCAGGUGUUUGAACUGCUGGCUGCUCUGUGCAUCUAUUCACCUGAGGGCCAUGCACUGACGCUCGAUGCCCUGGACCAUUACAAGACGGUGUGCAGCCAGCAGUACCGCUUCAGCGUCAUCAUGAAUGAGCUCUCAGACAGUGACAACGUGCCCUAUGUCGUCACCCUGCUCAGUGUGAUCAACGCUAUCAUUCUGGGUCCUGAGGACCUCCGCAUGCGUGCCCAGCUGCGGAGUGAGUUCAUCGGGCUACAGCUGCUAGAUAUUCUGACCCGGCUACGAGACUUAGAGGACGCCGAUCUGCUGAUUCAGCUGGAAGCCUUCGAAGAGGCCAAAGUGGAGGACGAGGAGGAGCUUCAGCGUUUGAGCGACGGAAUCAACAUCAACAGCCACCAGGAAGUCUUUGCCUCCCUGUUCCACAAGGUGAGCUGUUCGCCGGCAUCGGCCCAGCUGCUGUCAGUGCUGCAGGGUCUCAUGCACCUGGAGCCCGCUGGCCGCUCAGGCCAACUGCUCUGGGAGGCCCUGGAAAACCUGGUGAACCGGGCCGUGCUCCUGGCCAGUGAUGCCCAUGCUUGCACCCUGGAGGAGGUAGUCGAGCGACUGCUGUCCAUCAAAGGGCGGCCCCGACCAAGCCCCCUGGACAAGGCCCACAAGAGUGUCCAGACCAACUUAGUUCAGAAUCAGGGCAGCUCCUCCCAGAACACUACUGCUCUCACAACUAAAGUGGAAGGCCAGCAGCCGAUAGUGGCUGCUUCCUGCCACCGUGUGGGCAGCAUCCAGAGCUCCAGCGCUGGCAUAGCUCCACAGCCAGAAGCCCUUGAGCAGUGGAUAGCACCCUCACCUCUACCUACCCCUCCACUCUCCAGCUCCACCCCUGUGCUCCCUCCACCCCCACCUCCCCUGCCAGGAUCAGGGACCUCAUCUCCCCCAGCACCCCCUCCACCCCCACCUUUGCCACCCCCUUUACCAGGCUCAGGGACCGUAUCUCCCCCUCCCCCUCCACCCUUGCCACCCCCUUUACCAGGCUCAGGGACUGUACCUCCCCCUCCACCCCCACCUCCCCUACCAGGUGCAGGGGCUACUUCUCCCCCAGCACCUCCGCCACUUCCAUCUCUUCCUGAUUCCCACAGGACCCCGCCCCCACCCCCACCCCUACCCCUAAUCCCUGGCAUGUGCCCAGUUCCUCCUCCUCCCCCACUACCCAUAGCAGGCCAGAUCCCUCCACCUCCUCCCCCCCUGCCUGGUUUCUCUGCCCCCUCCAUGACGGGUGGUGUGGAAGAGAUCAUUGUGGCCCAGGUGGACCACAGCCUGGGCUCGGCCUGGGUCCCCAGUCACCGCAGAGUGAAUCCACCCACCCUGCGAAUGAAGAAGCUGAACUGGCAGAAGCUGCCAUCCAAUGUAGCAAGAGAGCGCAACUCCAUGUGGGCAACACUGAGCAGCCCCUGCACAGCCGCAGUAGAACCCGACUUCUCCAGCAUUGAGCAGCUGUUCUCCUUCCCCACGGCCAAGCCCAAGGAGCCCUCUGCUGCCCCCGCCAGGAAGGAACCCAAAGAAGUCACUUUUCUGGACUCCAAGAAGAGCCUGAACCUCAACAUCUUCCUGAAGCAGUUUAAAUGUUCCAAUGAAGAAGUUACCAGCAUGAUCCAGGCUGGAGACACAAGCAGGUUUGACGUGGAGGUCCUCAAGCAGCUCCUGAAGCUCCUUCCAGAGAAGCACGAGAUUGAGAACCUACGGGCGUUCACAGAGGAGCGAACCAAAUUGGCCAACGCUGACCAGUUCUACGUUCUUCUCCUGGACAUCCCCUGCUACCAGCUGCGGGUGGAGUGCAUGAUGCUGUGUGAGGGGACGGCCAUCGUACUGGACAUGGUGCGGCCCAAGGCCCAGCUGGUGCUCACCGCCUGCGAGAGCCUGCUUACCAGCCAGAGGUUGCCAGUCUUCUGUCAGCUGAUCCUCAAAAUUGGGAAUUUCCUCAACUACGGCAGCCACACGGGAGAUGCGGAUGGUUUCAAGAUUAGCACCCUGCUGAAGCUCACAGAGACCAAGUCCCAGCAGAGUCGCGUGACGCUGCUGCACCAUGUGCUGGAGGAAGUGGAGAAGAGCCACCCGGACCUCCUACAGCUGUCCCAGGACCUGGAGCCGCCCUCUCAAGCUGCAGGAAUCAACUUGGAGAUCAUCCACUCAGAGGCCAGUGCCAACCUGAAGAAGCUUCUAGAAACGGAGAGGAAGGUGUCCGCUUCAAUCCCCGAGGUGCAGAAGCAGUAUGCUGAGCGCCUCCAGGUCAGCAUUGAGGCCUCUCGGGCGCUGGACAAGGUGUUUGAUGCCAUUGAGCAAAAGAAGCUGGAGCUGGCUGACUACCUGUGUGAAGAUCCCCAGCAGCUGUCCCUAGAGGACACGUUCACCACCAUGAAGACCUUCCGAGACCUCUUCACCCGUGCCCUGAAGGAGAACAAGGACCGGAAGGAACAGAUGGCAAAAGCAGAAAGGAGAAAACGGCAGCUGGCGGAGGAGGAGGCACGGAGGCCGAAGGGCGAGGACGGGAAGCCUGUCAGGAAGGGUCCCGGGAAGCAAGAAGAAGUGUGUGUUAUCGAUGCCCUGCUGGCAGACAUCAGGAAGGGCUUCCAGCUACGGAAGACAGCCCGGGGCCGGGGAGACACUGAAGCAGGUGGCAGAGUGGCCACAGCAGAUCCUCCAAAGGCCACAGAUCCUGCAAGUGCCAGCAAUCCUACCCAGGGCACAAACCACCCUGCCUCAGAGUCAAGCCAGGACACCACAGCAGCUGGCGAGCCACAGGGCUGGGACCUUGUGGACGCUGUAACCCCCAGCCCCCAGCCAUCCAAGGAGGAAGAUGGUCCUCCAGCCCUGGAGAGGCGGUCCUCUUGGUAUGUGGAUGCCAUCGACUUCCUGGCCCCUGAAGAUACCCCGAAUGCCCAGCCCUCUGAGGGAGUGUGGCCGGUGACUCUGGGAGAUGCUCAAGCUCUGAAGCCCCUCGAGUUCUCUACCAAUAAGCCUCCCGGAGUCGAGAGGUCACACCAGGACGCUACAGACGCUGAAGCCUCGUGGGGCGUCCACCGAGCCAAGGCCGACAGCACCAGUGAGGGACCAGAGGACGCGGCUGAGCGAGGACAGAGCGCCCACCUCCCCCGCACAGGCCCUGGAGAGGAUGAGGAUGAAGAAGACACAGCUCCAGAAUCUGCACUUGACACGUCCCUGGACAGGUCCUUCUCUGAAGAUGCAGUGACAGAUUCCUCAGGGUCUGGUACCCUCCCCAGGGUCCAAGGCCGGGUCUCAAAGGGGACGAGCAAGCGGAGGAAGAAACGUCCCUCAAGGAUCCAAGAAGGGCCUGGGACCUCUCCCGGCUAUCCUGCUGGUCCCUCCCUUACCCCUGUGGGUACUACAGGCUCAACCAGCAUCCAGGAGAGAGGGUGAUUGAAUGGGGCACAGCACUUCACACAAGAGGGUUGCUUUGGGGGCCACUGCCUGCAUCACUCACCUGCAAAUUCCUGCCCCCACACCCCUUCCGCAGGGAGUAGAGCAGGCUAGCCCUUGGCUCUUGCUCCUGCAGAGUGGUCUGACAUAUUAAGUUCCCGAUUGCAGCCUCUUUUGUCACCAUGACCAAAGAGUUGGCUUCGUUCUGGUAGUUAGUUUCUAACCCUGACCAAGAGUGUUGGCAUGGCUAGCCUGGCCCCCACAGAUCCCAUCACCCUAAGUUCAGGGCUGCCCCGUGUGCUAAGCUGAUGGGUGUGUUUCCUUUAUUUGAAAGCAGAGUUUGCCCCUGAUUCUGAUGAUAUUAAGGGAAAAAGGCUGUGUGUGAUCCAGUGAGGUAUGUAUACAGCCUGGCUUGUGUUAACCAAUGACAACAGCGGGUUCCGGGGCCUCAGCCUGCCGCCUGGUCCUCCUGAGUACUAACCUAGCUUGUCUCCAGCUCUCUCGGUAUACCAGCAAACCCCUCACUUGGCUCGUGGUGGUGGUCCCUUUGCUCUGCUGCCUUGUUAGAGAAGGCCCAGCUGCCAAGCCUUGCCUGCCCAGUGUCUUCUCUCUCUCUCUCAGCCGGAGACAACUUAAGAGCUGAACUCCAGAUGGGCUUCCAAGGCAUGGUAGAUAGAGCCAAGCUGGGCUCCUUCUAGGGUUGUGGUCACAGUGUGGGCUCUCUGAGGAUGGCUGCUUCUUAGUCCUGCAGGACAGACUGAGGUUGUUCCUAUCUGUGUCUCAGUCCUACCCAUGGUCAAGUUAACUGCGGCUUUACUAAUCCGCUCGUCAGGAAACACCUUCCGUCUGCACGGGCCCAAUCCUCUAACACUACUCCAGCUCGCCUGUGGUCCAGGUUAUGGUCAAGCACAUGUCUGAAAAGAUUCUAUGGAAAUGACUGUGUUGAGUGCACAUGCUGCCAGAGGCAAAGAUGCAGGGGCCUUCCCUCCCUGUAGCCAGGCACAGAGUUGGAUCCGUUUAAAUUCCAGGUUGUCUUAGUUAGGGUUUUACUGCUGUGAACAGACACCAUGACCAAGGCAAAUCUUAUAAGGACAACAUUUAAUUGGGGCUGGCUUACAGGUUCAGAGGUUCAGUCCAUUAUCAUCAAGGCGGGAACAUGGCAGCAUCCAGGCAGGCAUGGUGCAGGCAGAGCUGCCAGUUCUACAUCUUUUUCUGAAGGCUACUAUGAGGAGACUAACUUCCAGUCAGCUAGGAUAAGGGUCUUAAAGCCCAUAGCCACAGUGACACACUCACUCCAACAAGGCCACACCUCCUAAUAGUGCCACUCCCUAGGCCAAGCAUAUACAGUCACACCGGUCUUCCUCUUAUAUGCCAUAGUGAGGCUUCUGGGCCUGCCUCAUGGCAGGACAGACAGAGCCAAUUCAUGGCCCGAGACAUUAAAGAUGUAUUGGACCAGAUUGGGGCCCUGUUCCAUGGCCAGGCAUCAUGGAUGGAGGAAGGCCUGGCUAGGACAAAAAAGUCUGGCCCCAUCAUGAACUGUGGGAGCCUGAACAAACCCCAAAACCUCUGGCCCGGCACAGGGACCCUGGGCCUGCCUACCUGGUACUCUGAACUGCUGGCCACCAGGCUGAAGUCUCAGGAUUGAAGUACAAGGAUGAGGUCUGUUGGUGCCUUGUAGGCAGGAGCCCCAGGGAGCCCCAGGCCCAGCCUGCAUAGUAGUCUUCCCUCAUUUUCCAGUGAUGUUGACCCUGCAGUCAGGACUGCCCCACUGGGCAAUGCAUUUCGAUGGAGACCAGCUCCUGUGUCCCUGGAUCGGCAGUGUCUCUAUGCCGAGCACCCCUGUUGUAGCUAACCCAGACCUGCUACACCCCUGCCUUGGUUGGUUCAUUUCCCCACUCCCUACAGAUGCCUUAAUAAUACUCCAGGCGAAGCUUUGACAGCUAGCCAAUGCUCCUCUCCUUUUCUCUUUGUCUUCUGGGCAAAUUCUCAAACUCAAGCUUCCAAGGGAGAGCCUGGAACCCCACCCACCACUGGUGAGAAAGCAGGCUUUUUGGGCAGCUCAGAGGAUGUAGGGAACAGGGUUUCCUACAGGCUGGGGUUGGUGUCAAUUUCAGUGUGUGACUGCCAGCCCAGGGCCCUCCCUGGUCAGUACCCAGCCAGAUAGAAAGCAGGAAAGACCAAGUUGCGCUCAAAGGACCUAGUGAGGCUCGGUGAGAGCAGACAAUAGGUAUGGGUCUGUGAAAAGUAGGCCGUUUGGAGCCCACUGAAGACAGUCCAGACAGGCACCACACCUGGUUGUGACAGCCUCCAAAACAGCAGUCUGCGGAUAUCAACUUAGCUCCAUCCCUUGGGAAGAAUCUCCUACUGGAGUGGACCUGGAUACACUUCAGAGCCUUGGCCAUGACAUUGAGACCCUUUAUUGGGCACCUAGAGCUUCCUGAGAAAGGCCGCUCCUAACAUUACCAUUUCCUUCCCCACAGGCCUCAGGUCCAGGCCCAAAGCCAAGUGAGUGACCUCAUCGGCUCAGCACAUCGGCAGCUGCUGCAUGUGCUGCCCGGAGAGGCUCUUCAGGCCAGGCUGGGACUGGGCCCCUGAGAAACCCAAACUCCGUGCCUUACCCAGCCAGGAUCCUUGGGAACCUUGGCCACUGAUGCUAGGACCUGGCCUGGCGUCACCCCGGACCCCCUGCACGCUCAUAGCCUCGCCAUCUGCUUUUGCAAGCUGCUGCCCACCCCGUAUCGCAUGCACCACAGGGGUGGAAGGGAGCCUCCUGUCUGGCUCUAGGAAGAAGACAGGUACAGACACCCGUAAUGUGCUGAAACAUCCCCCAUCUGCCCUGACUCAGUUGAUUUUUAGCCGAGUACUCUUCUGCAUCUUCAUUCUGCUGUGGCUGAAGUUGGGGUUAGUGAGAGCCUGCGGGGAAUGCUCCUUGGAAGUGCUCUGGGUAGGACCUGGCAGGUAGGCCCUAUGGAACAAACAAACAAACAAACAAAAGUUCAUCUGUACAAUGGGUGGUUAUCUCCCUCAGUGUCUGCCCAGUGGGGAACAAGCUGCCCCUGCUCAGGCCCUCUCAGGGGUGCACUCUUGAGUCUGCAGGCCAGCAGGGGUUUUAACCAAUAAAGAGCAACCUUAUCUGUCA
Molecule: messenger RNA, 7106 nt
Organism: Grammomys surdaster
Lineage: Eukaryota; Metazoa; Chordata; Mammalia; Rodentia; Muridae
Gene: Inf2
Product: inverted formin, FH2 and WH2 domain containing
Exons: 22
Coding region: 122-3967 (1281 amino acids)
Biological process (GO): actin cytoskeleton organization
Molecular function (GO): small GTPase binding; actin binding
Source: RefSeq, a predicted model, not a curated record